Messenger RNA from Effrenium voratum, 7527 nucleotides. The record is from the annotation of a GenBank genome assembly. NCBI's taxonomy places the organism in Eukaryota, Dinophyceae, Suessiales, Symbiodiniaceae.
AUGCCCCUUUGGGGGCAUCUCCUUUCAACCGCGGCUCUUUUUUGGUUGUCGUCAGGCAGCCACGCGGAGCCAAAGUGUGAUGAGCCAGCCGAAGCCAGCAGCCCAGCAUUGCUCCAGUCCAAGCGCUUUGCAGGGUCUGGGCGGAUCCAGUUCUCCGAUGGGUUGACUGGGUCAUACGAUUCUGCGCCAAGCUUCGCAUGGCUGCAGAACCAGUCCAAGACUCUGGCGCCUCAAUGCCAGCGCCGAAAGCAGCCUCCCACGCCGCUGGCCGCCACGGAGAAGAUCCAACACAUCCGGAACGAGAUGCUGGUGGCCAGGAAUCUCGCAAGAUCGUGCAAUGGCAUUCCUUUGGUGGCGUACCAUGUGGACACCUCGGAGACCACAUGCUGCCCCACGGAGUCCUUGGAGUGCGCUGGCUGUGCCAAGUACUCUGGCAAGUGUGAGAAGUGCCGCGGGGGCUUCGUAACUGUGGCCAAUCGCUGCGUCUCCUGCCUCAGCACCGUCGGCUGGACCAACGAGCUGAACCAAACCUGCGACGCCCUCACGGUAGCCGACUGUAAUGACCGGCCGGUGAACGGGCAGAGCAACAAGCAAGCCUGCUGCCUUUGCGGCGGUGGAGUGAAGAGCCCCACACCCUUUCAGUACCCGGACGCACGCUUCGUCGUGGGUGCGGAUGUAGUGCUGAAGCCACUGCCCCGCACUGCCGCGCGGUAUUCCGUGAACUCGGACUGCGCCUUGGCAGCGCACAACCUCACCUUGGAUGGCGAGACUGGGGCAAUUUCCUACGCUGCCAACAAGUUGAAGCCUGCAAAAGCUUUCUCAGUGCAGUGCGAGGUUACUGCGCACCAGGACGUGGGCUUGGAGGAAACCGUCAAGGUCUCGGUCAUCGUGGACAGUAUGACCUACGGCUCGGGGGCCUUAAUCUUCGACACGGUCACCAAGUACUCAGUGGCCACUGAAACCUCUGAGUGGAAGGACUUCAGUAUGAUUUGUGCUCCGGAUGCCCCGUGGCUCUCCAUUUCCGCGGCUGGUGAAGUGUCCUUGUCUGCGACGAGCAUCGCUGGUGCCGUCACAGACACAGAAGAGGGUGAGAAUGAGUAUAAGGGUAUGGAUGGAGCUGUUUGCGUUGUGUCGGCCUUGCAGAAGUCGAACGAUAAGAGUACGGAUGAGGAGUUUGUGAAGCGCAGCACCACCUUCGCGGCCAUCAGGCCGCGGCCUUGGCCGGCCAUCACGUACGAGGCCAGCUACGUGGAGGUGGUGGUGGGUGAGGAGCUUCCCCCGAUGAAGCUCCAGGUGCCAAGCGGCUUCGAGGAGGGCAUGGGUGGCCUCAAGCCGAGCUCUUUCCACAUGUCUUGCGUUGUGGAUGGCAAUUGGAACAGCCCACGCCCUUCGCCCACCUGGUCCUUCGACACUGUGUGGGGUGUCGGCUUAUUGGGGGAGCACUCCAUCUUGGAGAUCCUGGCGGACGGCACUAUCUCACUCGCGCCAGCCGCCACAAUGGCUAAGCUGUUUGACGGGGAAGAUGAUGGGAUCCUGGCAGGCAGCCAACAGAGGAAGUCUGUUCAGCUGAGCUGCGGUGUGUGGGGUUCCUUCCCCGGCACAGAUUUCCAGCCAGUCAAAACACCCCUGGUGAUCCGCAUCAAGGAUAGCAUGUGCUGGAUCUCAGAGACAAUCCAGGGCCAAGUGGUUCAUGAGGUCACCAUCCUUGACGAAGCCACCUGCCGCAACAACUGCCGUAUGUCCAAGCGCUGCUCCCAUUACACCUUUGCUCAUGACAAAUGCAAGCACUGGCGCAUUCAGAAUGAGGGAGGAUCGCCAGUGACUGCUUUCGCAAAAGUCACUGACUGCAGCGAUUUGAACACAUGCUUGCGGCUGAAACAUCCUGAGUGGGUUGUGGCGGGCGACUAUUGCCCAGUCGCCUAUGACUUCCAACGGGGAGGGCCCGUGUACCGCAAGGACGGCACCGUCAAGCAAGAAGUCAUGUUUCUGAGCACCGUGCUUCCGGGCUCAACUUCAUCUUGCGCAGUUGGCAAGUGGCUCGUGCAGACUGCCAGUGGGGAUGACUUCGUCGACUCAGAUAUGGGCUACUUCGAGCUCAAGGGCAACGAGCGUGCUUGCCUGGAUGCUGGCUUGCCGAGCAGCGGCACGGGUAUGAGCUUGAACUUGGCCACGAUGGCCUGUGGCAAGCCUCUCUUUCCCGAAGCAGAGGAGGACGGCAACGGCAGCUUUAUUCCUCCACCCUUCUUGAUCGUCUCUGGGCAGUUUGCAUGCCCCUCCCGGCAGCUGAUGAAGGGCGCGGCCGGCAUCCACUUCGAGUCGGAGGCCGAGAGCAUGGAGCCCUCAGACUGCCAGGACGGCUUCAAGCGAGAGGAGCGAUGCAAGGACUACGCUGGAUGCCAGUUUUAUUGGAGCGGUACAUCCCACGGGGCCCAGACGUGCCGCCUCUACACUGGCUGUGACAGCUUAGUGCGGGAGUUCGGCAUGGAAGGUGAUUUGCUGGCCUUGCCACAUAACGCCAGCUGCCAGGUGGCCAACCCCGAGGCAUGCUGGAAGACCAGUCUUCGAAGGCAAUUUCUGACGCAGACACAGGGCACCUCGCCCUCCUUCACGCGUGCGGCUGCUGUGGUGAAUCCCGGCGGUACCAGGUCCUGGACAGGGAACUCUACCAAGGGCUUGACUCGGGAAACGACCUACAUCGAGCCAUUUGGAGACUUGUCCACCAUCAAGCUGCUGGGAUGGUCCCGGAUGCAGAACAACAUGGGCAUCAUGCGGGAUGUUGCAGGCAUCUCCUCCGCCGUGGUGCAGGGCUUGAACCCCAAUAAGCAGUACAAGUGGUACAUCAGGCAGCUCCCCAACACCAACACUGUGAGCAACAAGCUCACCGUGAACCAUGGCAGUCAGAUGACUUUGUCUCAGUUUUCCCGGCGCCGGUACUGGAACAAGGAGGGCACUGUGGCAUCGACGCCGCGUGGUGAGAUUCUUAUGGACUUUGAGGCCAUCGACUACCCGCUGAACUCUUUCGUAGAGAAAAGCGGCGCAUCAAGAAGAAGAGCUGGCAUCGCCUCGUCAAGCUGCCGAAGGAGGUACAGGAUCACGCAUUGCUCCUGCAUCGCCGACAGUGGGGUCUGCACGGGCUCCAAGGUGUCUGGCUCCACUUGCUAUGCGUACGGCACCACGGAUGUCCACGGCACCACUGGCAAGUCAGCCUCGGUGCGGUCCCAGUCACAGUGCAUGUCCAUGACCUUCCUGAAGUCUCACCAGGUGAUCACCAGCGGUGGUCCCAGCUUUAGUUUCCUGGAGAGUGGAGUGAACGGAACGGUGGCAGAGGCAGUGGCAGAUGAGGCAGAUGAGGCAGAUGAGGACGACCGGGAGGUGAGUUUGGAUGCUGUGGGCACGGCUCGGGACGAGGACGAAGAAGACAUCGAAGACGAAGUGGACGUGGCGGACGAAGACCACGAGGGCCUGGAUGACGAGCACCUGGGCGAGCUUGACGAGCACAGCGAAGCCGAGAGCUCUGAUGCAGACAUGGCCGAAGAGGACGAGGAGUCAGAUCAGCAGCUGCAAAAACAUUCAGAUGGCAAGCUUUCUCUUUUGGAAGAAGGUUCCUCGGAGAGUGCCGGCACAGAGGGAUGGCGAAGGCGCAGACGCACUCUGCCCUCCUCGGUGUCCGCCUCCUGCCCCUCGGGUCAGUCCUGCACGUGUUAUCCCGACACUUUCUCGGAGAAGGCGCACACUUGGACAAUCUCGCACCACUGCAAGGAGGUCUGGCUCAGUGGCGAGACGUGCCACGCCAAGGGCGGUUACGCCCAGGCAAUUUGUGCUGACAUCCCGGAGCCAGCAGCGCGAAGUUGGGGCACAGUCACGAAGAGCGGCAGCUAUGCGUCCAAUCAAGACUCGGGGCCUACCGCGCAGUGCUCCGGUGGCAAGGUCAUGACAGGCUGCUGGUGCAAGAGCACCAGCGGUCGCGGGGAUGGCUGUGCCCGAGUUUGGGUCGACAGCGGCAGCAACAAAUGCUAUGGAAGGACUGGUCCAGGCUCCCUGUCACGAUCACACUCAACGAGCUACAGCAUCGCCAUCACUGCCCGCUGCGUGGAUUUGCGCACAGCAAUGAUGAUAAUUAGUUCAUUGAAGAUUGAAUUGCAGCAGACCGGGUUGCUGCAGACUGAUACACCCGUACUAGAAGCUCGUCAAGUGGGCCGCCUUGCGCCUUUGUCCUUCCACUACGCACACUUGCACCAGCAAUGUGAUUCGCUUUUGCUUAUGGGCGGCCUUGGAGUGCAACAUUGCGCGCGACCAAGCUACCGGAUCCCAGCGUCCCACGCCUGGGAGGGCAAGCGCCCACUUCCUGUGAGUUUCGUUCAUGGCAGCCAGUUGACAGCAAGCUGUUGGACGGAGCGGUUCCAGUCUUUCCGCGCUGCCCUGAAAGAGUCUCAUGAGACUCUGCACUGCGUGAACGGUGAUUGGUACAACACCUUGCAGGGGCCCGAGCUGACAAGCUUCGCAUGUGCGCCUUGCGUGAAUGUUGCGGGGACUGGCUACUCCCAGUAUGCCAAGCGCAACGAACAGGAGCUUUACUUCUUCAGCCGAUUGGCCAUGCGUGUCUACACUGAGCUGGGGUCCAUUGUAGAGACGGCUGCGGCAGCCCACAAGUUCUGCCUGAAGAAGAAGCCUGGUUCUUCGCAUGAGAUGAUGCUGGAGAACAGCCAGGAGUGCCCCGAGAUUUUGGCCAUCCAAACCGCUGGAUCUUCGGAAAUCCAGGAGCGUAUGAUGAUGCUUUUGGACGACGGUGCGCCAGACAACGGGCAAUGCUUGCAAGCUGUGCCUUCCGAUGAUGGCACGUCGCCCUCCAUGAAGCAUGCCACUUGCAAUGUGGAUGAGGAGCGCCAGGUCAUCUCCCCUAUGGCCAUACCCGGCAUCAUGUGGAGCAUGCAUGAAAGUGCCGAUCGCAAUACCGGGGAAGAUUUGCACAAGGCCUUCUCAUCCUACUGCGGCGCUCACGGUGCGCUGGUCAGCUUGUCUUAUGGGCAAAUUUUUGGUGGCGACAUCAGUGGCAUCAAGUCGAAGUGUCAUUUCGCACCGGUGAUCAAGUUCGGGGUCUUCGUUGACAGCACCAUCACGUACGACAAGACCAGCAGCGAUUGGCCAGAUUGGAACACGCUCUUGGCAGACUCGCCCAUUCUUUGUGCAGACGGAGAGGCUUUGACAGGCUUCAAGCACCAGCCGGCCAGCAACAAGUUCAGGUAUGAAUGCAGCCGCAUUGGCGGGCUGGGCGCGAAGUACGAGUAUUUCAGUGCUCAGGUGGAGGUCAAGGUUUGGGACGCAAAGCGUUCAAACUUUCUCGAGUCUUUGAAGAUGAUCACCGUGGACUGUGGCGCCAACGGUCUUCUGAGCGGUUUCCACUUCGAGUUCUCCGAAGGCGGCCGCUGGGCACGCUCCAGGUACACCUGCUCCAAGGCGGGCGGGGCUCCAGUCGUCAUGGAGCCGUCCACCAAGAUCGAGCAACUGACGCAAGCGCCCGAGGGUGUGUUCUGCCCUAGUGCAUUUGACCAGAGAACCGGUCGCUUCGAGUACGAGAACUCCAUUACGGGCGACACCCUGACCUUCCAGAGCAGCGGCGCUUGGUGCGUAGGUUCUGCGUGCUCCGUGCCCCUGGGCGGAGCUGAUCCCAUCGGCGUUUCCAUGCCCGGCUUCGAGGUGCUGAACGUCACAGACUUUGCCGGGGAAUUCGAAGCCAAGGGAAUCCCCAAGAUGGAAGGCGAGGGCGCUGGCAACUUGGCCAAGCAGCUCAAGAAGCUGAAGCCACCGAAGCGGCCAGCGCAGCCGCCAAAGCCCAAGCUGCAGGACUUCAAGGCCAAGCAGCCCGAGUACUCCGCGGAAUGCUUGGACUACCAGGACUUGUGGAAGAAGGUUGUGGAGACGCACGUAAACGAGGCAAAGGAACCUGUGACGGAGGAGGCUAAGCUGGAGGCUGAUCCUGGCACUGAGGGCGAAGAGCUCUUGGAUUACCACCCUUGCGCAGUUGCCAAGUCUGCAGGCGGCAUUUUUGGCAGGAUGGCUGGGCAGAGCGGCAAGAUGGCUCCAGAGAACAUGUUGUACUCGGAUUGGAACGACUGCAUGCAGGGCGACAUCAAUAGAGACCUGGUGUCAGCACAGCUUGGAUAUGCCGAAACAGCAUAUGACUUGGUGGGGAAUGCGAUUCAGGAGGGGAUCAAGCUGGUGUGCGCAAUGCCUCCUGAUGUUGAGAUCGCCCCACUGGGUGCUGGAGCAGAGGUCGAGCCCGACAGCAUUUGCGAUCAGGUCACGGAUUUUGUCCGAAGCAUGAUAGACUUGCCCGUCGGAAUCGGCUUCGCAGGCAAUGCCUACGCACUGGAGGAGGAAGGCUUCAAUGCCUGCAACCCGCUGCAGGUCGGCUUCUCGCGAGUCUUUUGCGACAUCCACUGCGUGCGAGACGCCGUGAUCCGGGGCGACCGCACCAUCAUCCGCAAUCUCGAGGAGGCCACGAAGAUCUCAAACGACAACAUGAAGAAGAUGGUGGAGUGGUCCACAGAGGCCAACCGAGUUGAGACCGAGUACCUGGACAAAAAGAUCGAUCACUCCUUGAAGGUGAACACGAUCUAUUUGGAGCACAUUGCCCAGAAUACUCAGCCGGCUGAGCAGUUGGUGCUGAAGAAUGCCGCAACAGCCACUCAGGCCAUGCUGAAGGAGAUGCGCGGCUAUGCCGAGGCCGCCUCCUUCAACGCGGCUGGUCGGCAUGCUGCGCGCAGUGCGCUGAGCAACUUCCUGAAGACCGCGCAGAUGCUGAAUUCGAAUGCCUCACUGAGCCAGGUGCAGGACUUCCAGAAUCAAGUGCAGUCCCUGCACGGCGCUUUGCAGAUGACGGGUGGCGGCUUGUCGCACGCCCAGGUGGUGGGGCGGCAAAUCAACCACGAGGUGCGGCAGCUGCAGCAGCGCUUCACUCGGCAGGAGCGGUCCUUGGGCGUGUACCGCAGGCACAGCACGGAGGUGCACCAAACGGCCAAGGGUUGGAAGCGCGGCACCAGCGAGGCGUUGCUGGCUUUGGAUCACAUUUGGUGGCGCCUGCGCAACCGACUGGACGCCUACCUGGAUGUGGCGGAGUCGGAGGUGCAGCACUUCCAGGCAUCCUUCCAGGCCCUGGGCAGCUACCAAGGCUGCAAGGCGGGCUUCGAGGACCUGCUGCACAGCUACGGCGCCAGUGUGGCCAAGAUGCACAAGAGCCACCGACUGCUGAAGUCCACGUGGCGCGAGGUGGCCAACCUCCUGGGCGAGUUGGCCGCUGUGAUCCGUGACGGUGGCGUGUUCCACACCUUUGCCGCCGCGGAAGGCUGCAAGUCCCCGCUGGCCAAGCAGACGCUGCAGCAAGCGCGCUUUGCGGUGCAGGGCGCCAUUUUCUUGCUGCACCGCUUCCAGGCUGCCAGCUUGCCGCCUCCCGACGUCACAGUUUUGAAGGACUUCUCGGCACAGGUCAAGCGCUCGUACGAGGAAGCCCACAAGAAGUGCCAGAAGUAA